AUGGUAAUAAAGCAUAAAGAAAAUGAUGAAAUGUUUAGGAUAAGGGAAUGCAGUGAUAGCAUCACUGCUGGUAGCACUGCUGGUAGCAUUGGUGGGGUUGCAGUGAUUGCAGCAUUAGCUGCAUUAUCGAUUAGCAAUAUGUCUGUCGAUGGUCAUUUUAGUGCAACCAUAUCGUGCAAAUAUCGUGCAAUUGGUGUACUCUCCGUGGAUGGGCCUUGA
Messenger RNA from Acanthocheilonema viteae, 219 nucleotides. The record is from the annotation of a GenBank genome assembly. Lineage: Eukaryota; Metazoa; Nematoda; Chromadorea; Rhabditida; Onchocercidae.